This is a messenger RNA of Monopterus albus (swamp eel), 1503 nucleotides long. RefSeq names its product 23 kDa integral membrane protein-like. Bases 249 to 1076 code for a protein of 275 amino acids. The transcript is spliced from 9 exons. The record is from RefSeq and is a predicted model, not a curated record. NCBI's taxonomy places the organism in Eukaryota, Metazoa, Chordata, Actinopteri, Synbranchiformes, Synbranchidae. Gene Ontology annotation, cellular component: plasma membrane.
GCUUGUUUCCUCUCUACCCCGUUGCCUCCUCCCCUUGAUUCCUUUCCUCUCCUGGCAUGUUUCUUCUCCUGUCCUGUCCUGUUUCCUCUCCUCGUUUCCUCCUCGCCAGCUGAUCUUCCAAACUUGGUCAUGUUCUUCUUUCUGCAGCCAAACACUUGCGCUUCAAACAACAUCACACACCCGCCCACACAGAGUCAGCUCUGGUCUUUACUCUUUCUAUUUCCACUCGACUCUCUCACACGGCGGACAUGGCUCGCUGCAGGAGUUACUUGCGAGGACUCUCCAUCUGUGUCACUGUGCUGCUACUGGCGUCUGGUGUGGUGAUGAUCGGCGCUGGAUUUUCUGCCGACGACAGCAACAUACCAGUCGCUGAGUUGUUUGAGCAGCUGUCCAGUAGCGAUGGUUUACUGGUCCUGCAGGUGUUUGGUCCGAUCACAGUGGUUUUGUCUGUUCUGGGCAUCUGUGCUGCAUCGUUGGAUCUCAAAGCUCUGCUGCUGCUGUUUUCUGCUUUGAUAUUCGUGGAGUUUGUGGCUCUGAUGGUUGUUGCCUCGCCGCUGGUUCAGGUCCAAGCACAGAUCGACAGCGCCUUUGACGAGGUAUUUCGGAACGUGACUCCCCUCCACAGGGUGGAGCCGUACAUCCAGUGGGAGCUCAACAAACUCCAGGCCUCGGACUCUUGUUGUGGUUUGAGGAGUUUUGAAGACUGGGAGAAUCAACUUCCUGUCUCCUGUUUCUGCACACCUGCCUCUGACCGACAGCCCAGCUCUUCACCUGGUAACUCCAGCUCAGAGGAGCCCUGUGUGUUGGUGGGUGGUGACCUUUACCUUCUGACCCCACAGGGUACAGAUAAAUUCUGGGUUCACUCCAAGCCCUGUGGUCCCAUCCUGAAGAGUUACCUGAGCUUCCCCAUCAAAGUCCGGAUAGGGAUCAUUUCAGCCUUUGCUACCAUCGCGAUGGCGGCCAUUGCUCUGUGUCUGGCACUGGGUCUGGAAAAAUAUUGGAAGACACCUCCAGUAGAAACUACAGUCGAUGAGUACAACAGAGUGAAAUACGAGCCCAAACCAAGCCUCACCUGACCUCCGACCCCUCAUCCAGAGCUGAGGCAUCAAUACAUAAUGCUUGUGAAGAAUGCAAGAAUUCAUUUAAAACCAUAGCAUCCGGGUAUCUGAUAAUCUCAAACAAGCAAACUAACAGUUGCUUACAACUGUGAUUUUUGUUUGUAAUCAAGAGAGUUUCUAUGGAUGAAGCAAACCUGUAACGCACACUGCAUCACGAUAAAGAAAACUUGUUGGCUUCACUUCAGCUCCAGAGAUAUCUGGGGGUCAACAAACAACCAAAAUGCUGGUAUUAAGUAAAGCUUCAACAGUUCCUAUAUCUGCUUGUGAACAGGGACUUUAAAACUUUAGCCAUGAUAUUUAUUGCCUUUUUAUUUUUUUUAUGUUUUGGAAAAUCAGUGCCAGUUACACAAGCAGCUGUUAAGAAAAGAAAAAACAAACAAACAAA